Molecule: messenger RNA, 1981 nt
Organism: Aegilops tauschii subsp. strangulata
Lineage: Eukaryota; Viridiplantae; Streptophyta; Magnoliopsida; Poales; Poaceae
Product: UPF0481 protein At3g47200
Source: RefSeq, a predicted model, not a curated record
UUAACCGAUGCGCGGCGGUCUUAUCAAGGAGUACAAUUCAUUUAAUCGCAGCAUCAUUUAGCGUGGGGCAAGCGCAAUAACCGCGUCUUGUUCUGCCGACCAGCUUGGCGUCGUAACAUGCUGCAUCACAAGUAUGCGAGUGGGAUGUGAGCACGAGUGACCCUUGUAGCUAGUAUAAAUCUUGCCACUAGUGAUCCUAGUAGCUAUAUAAAUCGAUCAGCUUGGCGUCGUAACAUGCUGCAUCACAAGUAGUACUACAUACAUACUAUAAAUCACAGGCUUUUGCUUGGGAGGGGAUCGAGCCUCUUCAAUUUGUAUCAUGGCGCAAAGUACUGAAAUGGAAGCUUGGACAGUUGAGGCGAGCAGAGAGGAUUCAUCCACCAAAAUCAUCACCAUCCAAGUCGACUCAUCACAACCUUUUCAACACGGACAAGUGGGCGAGUCUCCUAGCACAACGGCAAAGCACUAUACGAGAGUCUGGAAUCUUGACUCCGACUUGGAGGCAGGGAAAGAACUGCUGGCCAAACAAACUGGGACGAACACUAUUGUUUCCCUCCAGAAUGCUCCCAAGGUCCGUGGAGAGCUCCGUGGCGCAGACGAAGACAGCUACACACCGCACCGCGUGCCGAUCGGCCCUUACCAUCGCAAUUGUUCAUCUUCAUUGAUUGCAAAAGAAAAGCUGCGCUAUGUUGGCUUCAUGCAGAGUCUCUCCGAGAGAUACAAGGGAGAUGGCCUUAGUGGUCUAGUGGAGGACUUGGAGCCCCGAGCAAGGGAAUGGUACGGGGACGGGGUCGCUGACAUGACGCCGGAAGAGUUGGCGAGGAUGCUGCUGCAUGAUGGGUGCUACCUGCUGGGCUGGUUGGGGAACUAUCCGGACGCCCCUCAAGCAUCCUGCAACGACCACAACACGGUGUUUCGCGACAUCCUUUACCUCAUAGAGAACCAGAUGCCUUUCUUUCUUCUUGACAAGAUUCACGCGCGCGCCACAGGAGGUUCCAGCAGUCUACUCCAGUACAUGGCAGCAUAUAUCCAGAGUCUGCUGCAUGCUCAGCUCUACAUCAGCCCAGGGAAGCAGAGCCUGAUGGAGCAGCCAUGCCACCUGCUGCACCUAGUGCAUGAAUACUUCCGUCCAGCCAACUUGCUGCCGUCUACAGAUCCGCAGCCACCCGGGCGCACUGGUCGAUGGCGCCGGGCGACGGCGUACCGCUUGCACGCCAAGGUGAAGUUCAUGCCCCGGGACUUCGCGGACGAAGUGACUUCGGUCCUCGACGUGCACCUUGAAGGAGGCACGCUGUGGAUCCCUCGCCUGCAAGUCUGCAGGGACACGUGGACGCUCCUACGUAACCUGAUGGCGCUGGAGGAGCAGAUGCCAAAGAGGCCCGUCACGGCGUACUGCAUCUUCAUGUCGCAGGUGGCGUGUACGGUGGAGGACGUACGGCUCCUGGUUGAUGCAAAGAUCGUCGAACACUUCGAGGGCAGCGACGAGAUUGCCGCCCAAGGCUUUGCCGACCUCUGCAAGGGGGUGGUCAUGGACGUCGAUGACAUCCAGAGGAACUACCUCAAGCCCAUCUGGCAUGACCUGGAGAAGCGCAACAAGAGUCGGGCGGACAACUUUUGGGGCGGCCACUCACACCAGGUGGCCAUCGCCUUGGCAUUCCUUGUGGUUGUCGUCCUCCUGGCCUGUGUAGUGACGCAAACUUUCUAUGUAAUUAUCGGCUCUCGGCAACAACCAAAACAUUAGUGUUAUUUUAGUUUCAACACGUUUUUUAGCGCGUGGAUGCAGUACCAGGUUUUGUUUAUUUAUUCUUUUUUUUAGAUAAAAAAACUCAAGGAAAGCUCGGCUUUGAAUUAAUGAAGUGAUCACCAACCGGUCAGGGCUACAUCCAACAACCAACGAGAAACAGAAAAAAAUGAUAGAUAUACAGUGCUGCCGAGUUUAUGUAUUCUUCAAAUAAGUUAAUCUAUCUAUCAUUACUCACUA